Messenger RNA from Brassica rapa (field mustard), 873 nucleotides. RefSeq names its product glutathione S-transferase T3-like. The record is from RefSeq and is a predicted model, not a curated record. NCBI's taxonomy places the organism in Eukaryota, Viridiplantae, Streptophyta, Magnoliopsida, Brassicales, Brassicaceae.
AUGGAUUCCAAUUCAUAUAUACCACCGGUCUCAAACUUUGUAGACCUUCUGAAUAGUCAGCAAGAGACUGUCUUUGGUGAAGUUUCUUCCUCCCAAGUCCCUCUCUUUGGCAGUCAACCAACAGCAGAAGAGACUACUGGAGAGCGUAAAGAAAGGAGGUCUUGGACGCCUGUAGAUGAUGUUGCUCUCAUUAGCGCUUGGCUUAACACAAGCAAAGACCCGGUUGUAGGCAACGAGCAAAGAGCCGGUGCGUUCUGGAAAAGGGUUGCUGCGUACUUUGCGGCUAGUCCGAAGGUUGCAGGAGCUGAACCGAGAGAGGCAUCACAUUGUAAGAACCGGUGGCAGAAGAUCAAUGACCAAGUGAACAAAUUUUGUGGGGCUUAUGACUCUGCAACAAGAGAGAAGAGUAGUGGCCAAAAUGAGAACGAUGUUCUCAAGCUUGCGCAUGAGAUCUUCUACACCAACCACAAAAAGAAGUUCACUCUUGAGCAUGCAUGGAAGGAGUUGCGGAACGACCAGAAAUGGUGUGAAAUGUCAGCAGCUAAAACCGCAGGAAGCAUUAAAAAGAGGAAGGGUGAUGAGAGUGCACAAUCAGCGAGCUCAUACGCAUUUGAAACAACCACUGGUGAAGAAGAGCAGGCCACCAUUCGUCCCCCAGGUGUUAAGGCCUCAAAGGGCUUUGGUAAGAAGAUGAUGGCAGAGGGUAAGAAAUUAACUGAGUUUCAAAGUCUGUGGAGCAUCAGGAAGGAGGAUAUCGCGGCAAAAGAUAAGGUGGCGAAGAUGAAGCUACUUCAGUCAUUAGUAGGAAAGGAACUACCUGCGUAUGAGGAAGCUCUGAAAAAGAAGCUCAUCGAUGAGUUGAUGUCUAACUAG